This is a messenger RNA of Pseudoliparis swirei, 724 nucleotides long. Its product is annotated as parvalbumin beta-like. Gene Ontology annotation, molecular function: calcium ion binding. Lineage: Eukaryota; Metazoa; Chordata; Actinopteri; Perciformes; Liparidae. Gene Ontology annotation, cellular component: nucleus; cytoplasm. The record is from RefSeq and is a predicted model, not a curated record. The transcript is spliced from 5 exons. Bases 113 to 445 code for a protein of 110 amino acids.
GCAGUGAAACUAUAAAAAGGUCACCGGGAGCAAGGGGAAGAUCACUGCAGCCGACUCGAGUCCUUACUGUUUCAUCUGUAGUCUACAAACCAAAGACACCAGAAAGAUCAUAAUGGCCUUCGCAAGCGUAGGACUGACGGAUGCCGAUGUCGCUAAAGCCCUGGAAGAGUGCAAAGCCGCCGGCACAUUCAAGCACAAGACGUUCUUCCACACGUGCGGCCUGUCCAGCAAGUCUGCUGAGGAGGUCAAGAAGGCCUUCUUCAUCAUUGACCAGGACAAGAGUGGCUUCAUUGAGGAGGAGGAGCUGAAGCUGUUCCUGCAGACCUUCAAGGCAGAUGCACGCGUACUGUCAGAUGCCGAGACCAAGGAAUUCCUGAAGGCCGGCGACUCCGACGGUGACGGCAUGCUUGGCUGUGACGAAUUCGCUGUCAUGGUUAAACAAUAAAGUGGCAACUUACCAACAACACCUGCUCUGAUGGAACAACCAAGCCCACGUCGACCUCCCUACGUCUUCAUUUCAAUAUGAAUGAUUUUUAUACAUUUGCUGAAGAGACAUUUCCUCCUAUGCAACACAUUGUCCAAAAAUGAUGAUUAUGAAUGUCGCUCGGCUGUGUUCAUGUCUUAAAUAUGAAUUUUGCUUAAACUGUCAAAUCUAUGAUGCACUUUCCAGGUACAAACGGUAAAAAAUAUAUAAAAUAUAAAAAAAUAUUCUUUUUCUGCAGUC